AUGACACAGAGACGAUCUACCUUAGAACAGAAUCCACUGACAUUACAUUCAAGAUAUCAAAUUGCUAAGAGUAGUAAAGAGACGAUCUCACAGCCAUGUCCGAGUCCUGCAACGUUGCUAAGCUGUAACCUUGGAUCAAAGUUGUCUAUGAUGAGUCCAGUAGCAAUUCGAAUACGUCCGUCAUUGAGAAAAGUCCUGAAACGACUGAAGGUUGCAGAUUGUUCGAACCACGUUGUCACGUCGUUUGAGGACGUGCAAACUAUUCGAUGGCUUGGUGCAGGCGUUUCGGCGGAAGUGUUUAAGGUUCGAGACCCCAAAAGUGGCGAACUUUUUGCCAUUAAAAAGUCGAAACAAGAGCUACGAAACAAACAAGAACGACACCUUCUAACACAAGAAAUCAAUGUGUUAGAAAAGUUAGUCGCGUCGCGGCAUAACUUUGAUCACAUUGUGCGGUAUUUUCAAGCUUGGCAAGAAGAUGGUUUCUUCUUUUUGCAGAUGGAAUUGUGCGAAGGUGGUACGCUGCAGGAUUUUAUGACAAAGCGAAAUCAAGACACAGUUCCAGAACAGUGCUUGUGGGCGAUUAUCAGAGAUGUUGCAACAGGGUUGAAAGUCCUUCAUGAACACGACAUUGUUCAUCUCGACAUCAAACCUGACAACAUCUUUAUUACCGAAGAUGGGAAACUGAAGAUUGGUGAUUUUGGAAUGGCGGGAAAAAUAGUGACAUCGACGAAAUCGUUGAGUCAAAUAGGAGACCUUGAAGGGGAUGCGAACUAUAUUGCAAAGGAGCUGCUUUCAAGUGCUGCCCGACUGCCAUCAGCGGACAUAUUCUGCUUAGGCAUUAUGAUACUAGAAAUCGCUACUGGAAUGACUUUACCCGAAGGUGGCCAGCAGUGGCAUGAGUUGCGAGAGGGCAAGUUGCCUCCCUUAUCUUCAAGCUACACUGAGAAACUUGACACGAUGAUUCGACAGAUGAUGCAUCCUGAUGCAACAGAAAGACCGAGUGCAGCGGAUAUUCUGAAGCAAUCUACCAAGCAGACUGAUAACGGACCCACCACGCUCAUUCUUGAGCACGCUCUCGAGCAAAAGUUGAUCGUAUCUACUAGAUUGCGCAAUACGAAACAAUCAGCAAGAAAUAUUAUCCAUACUCCUCGUAAGACGCGUCUCUCAGAGCUCUCUCUUCUUGUAUGGCCACCACCAAGAGGUUCAGUAUCUCUUUUUUUCUUACGCAACAACAACAUGAAAUUCAACUCGACUGUAUCCUCAUCCCGCCGUAAAAGCCGUAAGGCUCACUUUGGUGCUCACUCGACUCAACGUCGUGUGCUAAUGAGUGCACCUUUGUCCAAGGAAUUGCAGAACAAGUAUAAUGUUCGUAGUCUACCGAUCCGUAAGGAAGAUGAAGUCAUGAUUGUACGUGGGUCGCAAAAGUCUCGUGAGGGUCGUGUGACUGCCGUCUACCGCAAAAAGUUUGUCAUUCACGUCGAGCGUGUGGUGCGCGAAAAGGCUAAUGGUGCCUCGGUGCCCAUUGGUAUUGACGCCUCGAAGGUGAUCAUUACAAAGCUUAAGCUUGACAAGGACCGUAAAAAGAUCUUGGAGCGCAAGAACCGUGCUGUGAGCGAGACGGAGAAGGGAAAAUUCACGGAGCAGGAUGUUGCGAUGGCUACGGUCGAUUAA
This is a messenger RNA of Peronospora belbahrii, 1671 nucleotides long. NCBI's taxonomy places the organism in Eukaryota, Oomycota, Peronosporomycetes, Peronosporales, Peronosporaceae. The record is from the annotation of a GenBank genome assembly.